AUGUCGACCACUUUCAAGCUUAACAACGGCGCAGAGAUUCCUGCCGUCGGAUUCGGAACCUGGCAGGACGCCGAAGAGCAGGAGCAGGCUGUGAUCGAAGCUAUCAAGGCAGGAUACCGCCACAUUGAUACAGCUCGCAUUUACGGCACCGAGAAGGCCGUGGGUGCUGCCAUCAAGAAGAGCGAAGUGCCUCGCGAUCAGCUUUUCAUCACGACCAAGCUCUGGAACAACAAGCACCACCCGGACGAUGUGCCCCAGGCCCUUCAGGACUCCCUCGACGAUCUGCAGCUGGACUAUGUCGACUUGUUUCUGAUUCACUGGCCAGUGGCAUUCAAGCGCGGCUCCGAGUCGUUCCCUAAAGAUGCUAAUGGAAAGCCUGCUGUUGUCGAAACCGACUACGUCGCGACAUAUAAGGCUCUCGAGAAACUGUUGCCCACUGGCAAGGUCAAGGCUAUCGGUGUCUCAAACUUCUCCAAGGCCGAAAUGGAGCAUUUGCUGAAGAGUACCUCGGUCGUCCCUGCGGCGCACCAGCUGGAAAGCCACCCGUGGCUGCAGCAGCGGGAAUUCGUCGACUGGCAAAAGUCCAAGGGCAUCCAUAUCACUCACUACUCGCCAUUCGGAAACCAGAACGCGCUCUACUCGGAGCAUGGCACCAUCGGCAAGCUCAUCGAGGAUCCGGUGUUGGUGGAGAUCGGUAAGAAGUACAACAAGAGCGGAGCGCAGGUUGCUCUCGCAUGGGGUAUCACCCAGGGUCAUUCCGUGCUUCCCAAGUCCAAGACUCCCUCGCGCAUCAAGGCGAACCUUGAGGGCGACUUCAAGUUGAGCGACGAGGAUAUGAAGAAGAUCCAAGGCAUCAAUAAGAAGCUUCGAUUCAACGACAGCAGCAAGGACUUUGGUCGAGACUUCUUUACUGACCUGGAGGGAAAGAACUAA
This is a messenger RNA of Aspergillus affinis, 933 nucleotides long. RefSeq names its product aldo/keto reductase. Gene Ontology annotation, cellular component: cytosol. NCBI's taxonomy places the organism in Eukaryota, Fungi, Ascomycota, Eurotiomycetes, Eurotiales, Aspergillaceae. The record is from RefSeq and is a predicted model, not a curated record. The transcript is spliced from 4 exons. Gene Ontology annotation, molecular function: aldose reductase (NADPH) activity. The coding region runs from base 1 to 933 and encodes 310 amino acids.